AUGGGGCACUUUGUGGCAGCCUUGCAGAGCUCUGCAGCCAUCUUCACCUGGGAAACGAGCUGUGGUACGUGCUUGCCAGCAAAACCGCUGUCUUUACGUCGCUGUGGCUUCCCCUCCGUCUGCGUCGCUCUCAAAUGCGUGUUGCUCCUUCACGUGAAGGAGGCUCAGCAGUACCAUCCCAGUGCUCACACAGCAGAGUGUCUAGAGUCUUAAAAGCUGCUGCCAGGAGCUUCCCAGUGCCUAUGGGACAGUCAUGUGCUGACUCUGCAUCAGGUCAGCUUGGGACUGUACAGCACAGAACCCCAGGGGCUUCUGGGCUCAGCCACAACGUGCUCACUGCAGGAGCAAUAUUGUUCUCUUCUGCAGAUGCUGCACUUCCAGCUUGUUGUGGUGCAUUUGGCCCUUGUGGUUACCCUGCUGCAGUGGCACUCCAGCUCAGUACUCCUUGUGCAAGCAGCUCUGGAGCCUCUGGAGCCUUCUGCAGCUCAGGCCAUGGGAGCACAUCCCCUUGCCAGUGAAGAGAAGUCAGCCCCUAGCCUGGCAGCCAAACUGUUCCUCCUCGAUGAGCUGGUGUCUCUGGAGAACGAGGUGGCUGAGACCAAGAGGAAAAGAAGUUUCCCAGGCUUUGGCUCCCCAAUUGACAGAAUCUCUUCCACCACUCUGGAUGCAAAAGCCAAACAGAGAAAAGUGGUUGAGCUGCCUAAGAGAAGGUUUGGAGUCCCUCUGGACCGGAUUGGAGUGAGCCAUCUUGGCAACACCGAGGGUUAG
Messenger RNA from Dryobates pubescens (Downy woodpecker), 768 nucleotides. It is a transcript of the gene OSTN, whose product is annotated as osteocrin. The transcript is spliced from 7 exons. The record is from RefSeq and is a predicted model, not a curated record. Gene Ontology annotation, biological process: hormone-mediated signaling pathway. Gene Ontology annotation, molecular function: signaling receptor binding. NCBI's taxonomy places the organism in Eukaryota, Metazoa, Chordata, Aves, Piciformes, Picidae.